AUGUCCUCCCUCUCCAUGUUCUCUUCCUUCCCUGUUCAAUCCGAAGGCUUGUCAUCGGCGGUCGCCAUCUCGACGAUGAUUUCGUCUCGACGCCGGAGUGCAGCAUCCACCUCCUACUUGACUGAAACAGGGACGAUUGCAGGGCGAAAGGACGAAGAAAGGAUGGGGAGAAAACAAUCUGAAAUUGUUUGUGGCGGUGGGAAAUGGGAAGACGCGUAG
This is a messenger RNA of Linum trigynum, 219 nucleotides long. The record is from the annotation of a GenBank genome assembly. Lineage: Eukaryota; Viridiplantae; Streptophyta; Magnoliopsida; Malpighiales; Linaceae.